Lactuca saligna is the source of this 480-nucleotide messenger RNA. The record is from the annotation of a GenBank genome assembly. Lineage: Eukaryota; Viridiplantae; Streptophyta; Magnoliopsida; Asterales; Asteraceae.
AUGUUGAUUACCCGACUCGCUCGUUCAUUUGAAGUUCUUGAAAAGCGGGAAGACGUGAUGUUGACUGUGGAGCCCCAAAAGCCAUUCUCAGUCCUCCUUUAUAAGAGGACAAACAUUGUGGUUGAUCAUGUAGUGGGGACCUUUCGUAUUCCUGAUGACACCCCCUGCCAGUGGGUUCCAAACCGAGGAAGGCAGUGGGGUAGGGAAGCUGGAGAGGACGAACCACCUGUUGUGCAUGCAGAUGAUGAGCUACCUAUGGAUCCAUAUAAUGCUACAAGGAGGAGAUAUGAAGAUUACAUGUCAAGAAAUGAUAAUUAUACCAACAUGUGCAUGGAUCAUUUUAUGUUCCAAAUGCAUGUGCCACGCCCGGAUCAUUUUCCUCCUUCAUAUCCGCAUGUUCCAACUUGGGAGGAAUUGUGGCGGGAGCAACAAGGUGGGGCUGGUGGUAGUGGUGGGGGAGUAGACGAGGAGGAAGAUUGA